Alternaria arborescens is the source of this 2223-nucleotide messenger RNA. RefSeq lists its product as hypothetical. The record is from RefSeq and is a predicted model, not a curated record. The transcript has 3 exons. NCBI's taxonomy places the organism in Eukaryota, Fungi, Ascomycota, Dothideomycetes, Pleosporales, Pleosporaceae. The coding region runs from base 1 to 2223 and encodes 740 amino acids.
AUGGCCGUUCCGUUCGGAUUCUCUGCGGGUGAUUUUAUGGCGGCAAUCCACCUGGUUCAUAAGAUCAGUACAGCUUUACGCGAAACGGAUGGUGCGAGCUCGCAGUACAAUCAGACUAUUGGUCAGCUACAAGGCCUUGAGGGACUACUGCGAAGUGUGCAAAGUGCCUAUUCUGCAGAUGUUGAUCCUCAACAGCUCGAAACGUUACAGUUACUUGGACAUCAAUGUUACAUCCCGCUAAACAAGUUUUUCUCAAAGAUCAAAACCAUGGAGCCCAGCCUCAGGAAUCUCGGUACGAAAAGUGAUUUUGUCUUCGACCGGGCUAAAAGAGCUGCAUGCAAGGUAAAAUGGGGUGUUCAAAUUAAAAAAGAGGUAUCAGAGCUUACUGCUGCCAUGGGGUUUUCGAUUAACGCGAUCAACAUGCAAUUACUUCUAAUCAACUUCGAACGGCAAGAGAAAGCUGGAUCUCCACUUGAGACCUCUCUGCAGCCCUUGGACGAUCUCAACUCCGAGAUGACCAGUUUCCAAAACCACCUCGGUGCACGAUUAGACUCUCUUGCUACAACGACAUCUGUGGAAAACAUUGCGCAGACCCUCCGAGACAUGCGCCUAGAAACUGUAAACGAUUGCGAUGCACAAAUGGACACUAUCCGCAAAUACAUGGAGAAUCAUACGGGUCGUUUCGACACGGGUCUCUCGCAGCAGGUAUUAGAAUCGAUCAAACUACUCGAUGCUAAUGUCAAAGAACAUCUAGCUCGAUCAACAAUAAGCACAACCCAGAACACGGCAAUGCCAAGCCCAGUGUUCAGACCGCUCAUACCUGCCGAUCCUAGGUCAUCGUUUCAGGAUAGUACCGCGAUGCAGAGAGUUGAACAUCAACUCGCCGCACAAACCCGCCUACUGCAGCGACUCGAGAAGAGAGAUAUGAAUCCUCAGUCGGCAGACCCACUACCUGGAAUCAAGAGCAACGGUAUGAUACAGAGUGCCCAACAUACCAUCCGGCAAUCUAUCCAGACCAUGCUGAGCUUCUUCGGAGCUGGAGUAAAUGCUCUGUUAAUGAAGCUGUGCAUCGCUCUGCCAGUUAUCCAGCACAUCCUCAGAACUCUGAGAGUACUUCCUCUUCUCAUCUCUAUCCCCAUCUCAGACAGCAUACUGUUUGAAGAUGCUUUGGGUCGCAUAGUACAUCUUCCAUACGUACAUUUUCGACACCAUGCGGUAUUCAUGGCACGCUUGCGAUGCGAAUUUAAGAACGUUCCAGGCGAGCAAAAGGUGCUUCUAGAACAAUUCCGCAUAUUUCGGCGGAAACGUUUCGACGAGUUUCUCACCAAAGAUAACUGGGAUAGUGCUGUCCGUCCAGGCUCCAAGAUAGCCAUGUCGAUUCAACUGGACAGUUACGAUGAUGAAGGCGUCGCAUGUCCUCGAUGCGAAAACAUUAGGACUGACAUGUACACAAAAGACCUUUCCGAAUGCACCGUCUGCGGUUUGAGCUGGACUUUGCAAAAGUUCAACACUCUGGACAUGCUAUCAAACGCAAAGCGCGUCCACAAAGCCACAUCAAGUAAAUUUUUGGAACGAGAUGCGUUCGAAAUAGAGGAAAAUGUGUCUUCUAGCUCAUCAACAUCAUCGCCAAAUUAUGUCGAAGCCGGGUUACCCUCCCUUGUCAACGAAGGUAUCGAAAGCUUCAAGAUGGUCCAUAUCCAGUCACAAAAUGCCAGCGUCCAACCCUAUCAACCUCGUGUCCUCAGAGAUCUCACAGUCGAUUCUGCUCUUCGUAGAAUGAUACAACGAUCUCGUGUCCCCGUUCAGAUGUCAAUAUAUAUGUUCUGGCGCAAAGACUCUCCCCAAAUCUUAAAGAUUGGCUAUACUUCGAACGUCAAGUACCGCGUACAAGCCAUGAAUCGUAGAUGUGGAAUAGAGCAUAUGUUCGACCAGGAGCUAUAUAAAGGGACGAAGAUGGUAGUCCCGUUCGCGUCUCAAGUGGCACAACUUAUAUCUACGGAACUUGAGAAUUACAGGAUGUGUAUAAAAUGUCCCGGCUGUAUUUAUUACCACCAAGAUUUGUUUUGUGUCUCUAAGGGACAUGCCCUCAAGGUUUUCCAGAAAUGGAAAGCCUGGAUAUUGCUGGAACCGUAUAUGCAGACUGACCAUUUAAAGUGGGAGCUCAAACCGUCCUUUCUCGCCAAUAUAAGCGGAAUAUGUCGACCUUUGACAAUGGAAGACUGA